Molecule: messenger RNA, 2368 nt
Organism: Callorhinus ursinus (northern fur seal)
Lineage: Eukaryota; Metazoa; Chordata; Mammalia; Carnivora; Otariidae
Gene: UPRT
Product: uracil phosphoribosyltransferase homolog
Source: RefSeq, a predicted model, not a curated record
GCAGCGCGCCGAGGGGAACCUACCGAAGUCGGGGGGUGAGAGGGCCAACCCCGGGUAAGAGUUUGGAAGCGUCCAGGGCGAACAGGAGAGCUGAUGAGCAUCGGCCCCUUCUCCCUGCGCUCCUGCAGCCUUCCGGGUCGGUAGCCGCAGGGACAGCCCGGGGCCUGGUGUACGGCCAUGGACUUACGGUGUUCGGACUCCGUGCCUUGUCACAGUCAGAAAGCAAACUCUGUCUCUACCCGAAGCUCCGAGCCGCUGCGACCUGGCGACCUGAUCUCAGACCAGGCCGGGGGAAACAGCGCCUUCAAGGCCAAGCCGACUCUCCUCGCAGGGCAUGCUCUUUCUAGCGUACCGGCUGAGCUGGGUCCUCCGGCGUGCAGCGCGGCCAGCCUCAACUUAGAGAGCAGCGGUGGCGGUGGCAACUGUGACGCACCAACCAGCGAAUCCCUCCUAGAGGACCGCGAAGUCUCCGAGCAGAUCGGGGCGCAGCUUAAACUGCUGCCUAUGAAUGAUCAGAUCCGGGAACUGCAGACCAUCAUCCGGGACAAGACAGCCAGUAGAGGGGACUUCAUGUUUUCUGCGGAUCGUUUGAUCAGACUUGUUGUGGAAGAGGGAUUGAAUCAGCUGCCAUAUAAAGAAUGCAUGGUGACCACCCCAACAGGGUACAAGUAUGAAGGAGUGAAAUUUGAGAAGGGAAAUUGUGGGGUCAGCAUAAUGAGAAGCGGUGAGGCAAUGGAACAAGGUUUACGAGACUGCUGUCGAUCCAUACGAAUUGGAAAGAUCCUGAUUCAGAGUGAUGAAGAGACACAAAGAGCCAAAGUAUAUUAUGCCAAGUUCCCCCCAGACAUUUACCGCAGAAAAGUCCUUCUGAUGUAUCCAAUUCUCAGCACUGGAAAUACUGUAAUUGAAGCUGUAAAGGUUCUUAUAGAACAUGGAGUUCAACCCAGUGUUAUCAUCCUACUCAGUCUGUUCUCUACUCCUCAUGGUGAGUUCAGCAUGACUGGGGCUCCAGAUGAUCAUGGUUGGGUGCCAAAUCAAUCAUUCAGGAGUUUCCAGAGAUCACAAUUUUAACUACUGAAGUUCAUCCUGUCGCACCUACACAUUUUGGACAGAAAUACUUUGGGACAGACUGAGUUACCAAAGGAAAAUUAAUGAUCUUGUGUACUAUUACAGUUAAUGUUCUGAGUUUCUACUUGUUUUACUAAUUCACUUGAGGAAUGGCAGAGGAAAUUACGUUUUGUAACUUCAAAGUGGGUAUAGUAAAAAGGAAAUAUUUGAGAUUUAUUUAGUUUAUUUGAUUAUUUCUUAACUGUCGGCACCAAAUUCAACAGGGAAGCACACACAACUCUUAGAAAAUAUUUUAAUAAUCUUCUGCAAGUCGAUGAUCCCUUGGUGCACUGAAACUGCUACCUAAUAUCUUUUUAGGCUCCACACCCAGCAUGGAGCCUAGUGCGGGGCUUGAACUCAUGACCCUGAGAUCAAGACCUGCGCUGAGAUCAAGAGUCAGAUGCUUGACCGACUGAGCCACCCAAGGCACCCCAAAACUGUUUGCUGAUUUUUGAACCUCUCAGUUUGGAUGUUGUUUGCAGCCACAAAUAAAGCCCAAAUGGGAGUCUGGUCUUUGGCCCACUGUAGUUUACAUUUUGUUUAGUUUGCUUUUAGUUCUAGGGAGAGUUCGUAUAUAUGGUUGUUGGCACCUUCUUCUACUCUUUACUUUCUAGUACUGUACAUGCCAGUAACUUGGGGAGGGUGAAAAAAGAAUGUGUCCUGAAAUUUUACAUUUCCAUUAAUAUCCUCACUCAGUUAGCAGACCCAGGAUAUAUGGCUAGCUCUUUAGUCAAGCCAUUAUGUUCUUCAUGGCUCACUUCCCACCCUGUGCAUUGUUGGUAGGUGCCUUGCCAAGUAUACUGCAGUGAAGAAGCUGGUGAGCAUUUCCAACAACGGAACUGUAACAAUAAUUUACGUAGUUAGAUUGAACCAGGGAUAUGUGGAUGCUGACAAGGCUGAGUACUGUUAAUGCCAUCGAUGCCCUAGAGAGGAAUCUGUGUUUUUUCUGAGGUAUGGGGGGAAAGAACAGAAAGAACGGUUUCUUGCUGAGUUUCAUGGCCCAUGAGUACAUUAAAUUGCUACAUUUUAAAUUUGGAUAUUCCAUUCAAUUUGGAAAUGAGUUCUUUCAUGUACUUGUCACCUAUAGAUGUAUUAAAGUUAAAAAUACCAUGAUAUUUUUUAAAUCCUUAAGAUUUAUGUGUGUUCCUAUUUAGACCCCUGAAAGGAAGAUAAACUGCUAUAGAAAUCAAUGUUUGUGUUCUGAAACUUGCUUGUGAAACCCUGAUCUCAUUUUGCAUUGAUAUUAAAUAUUUUAACAGUG